GAGACAGACAGACGAGAACUGAGCCGAGGAAACUAUUCUUCAUCCAUACAGGUGUCAGAGAUCAUCCUGACCAAAGACAUGAUUUCACUGAGCAGCUGUCAGACGCUCCUCCUGAUGGCCGUCUGUGGCGUCUUCUGCUGCAGGACUCUUGCACUGCCUGCCAUCUCUGCAUAUCCUGGCAUCAGACCAGGUGCUCUCGAUGAAGACGGAGAGGACGACUGGACGAGAGACCCGUCACUACAGGAUCUGGAGGCGUAUAAACUCCUGUAUGAACUCGUAAACACCGUUGAGAGACCAUCCAGACACGCUGAUGGACUGUUCACGAGCGGAUACAGCAAACUGCUCGGCCAGCUGUCUGCUAAAGAAUAUCUGGAGUCUUUACUUGCAAAGAGAGUCAGUGAUGAGCUGGGUGUGGAGCAGAUGCCUGUGAAGCGUCACUCAGAUGCUGUCUUCACAGACAACUACAGCCGCUUACGCAAAAAGAUGGCGGCCAAGAAAUACCUCAGCUCUGUUCUGUCAGGAAAAAGGAGGUGAUGCACUCCUGUUCAGACGCUGUGCUCUUCGACGUGUAAGUGAUGUGGACGCACAGCUUCAAGAUUUCGCCAUCAUUAUAUAUUCAAGCUUACACAAUCUAUUACAGCUGAAAUUGAGUUAAGAGCACUAAACACAACACAAACUGAACGAGCGUGUCAGUGAAUGAAUCAGUGUGAAUGACACGUCUGUUUGUUGUUGGCUGACUAAUGCUGUUAUGUCUAGAGGAAUCUAUUUUGACUGCAGUCAUUCUUGAUUAUUGAAAUCAAACCAAUUAAAAUGAUCAUGUUUGUAAAAA
Cyprinus carpio (common carp) is the source of this 829-nucleotide messenger RNA. Its product is annotated as VIP peptides-like. The record is from RefSeq and is a predicted model, not a curated record. NCBI's taxonomy places the organism in Eukaryota, Metazoa, Chordata, Actinopteri, Cypriniformes, Cyprinidae. Gene Ontology annotation, biological process: positive regulation of epinephrine secretion; adenylate cyclase-activating G protein-coupled receptor signaling pathway; positive regulation of penile erection. Gene Ontology annotation, cellular component: extracellular region; perikaryon; neuron projection. Gene Ontology annotation, molecular function: peptide hormone receptor binding; neuropeptide hormone activity.